AUGCACCUUAUUUCAUUUAUUUAAAAUGUGAAUUGAAAUACUUGAAACAAAAAUAAUAAUAAAAGAAAAACAAAAAGAAAAGAAAAAAGAGAAGAAAAGAAAGAAGAAAAAAGAAUUAUUAAUGAAUUCAAUGAAAACUAGAAUCAUACUAAUGUGAAUAAACAAUAAUUAUGAGGAAUAUAUAUAUAUAUAUGUCUACACAUAAUCUUGAAUCUAUUCAACAAUUAGUUUCCUAUUUUUUUUUCUAGUUUCCUGGCAAAAAUUAUUAUUUAUAUUCUAAUACUCAUUGUGAAAUUUCUAAAAAAACAACAAUUAAAAAACACACAACAAAAACUCAUGUUUUAUUUAUCAACAAAUUGGAAUAUAUAUAAAUAGGAAUUAUCAUCUUGUCAAUUCAUCAUCUUAUUACAUUAUCAAUACAUCAAUAUUUCAAAAAAGACUUUUUUUGUCACUCAUUUUCUUUUUCCAGUUACUAUCCAUAAUAAUUCAAAUUUCUAAUGACGUCUAAUCAGUUACUAUCCAAAAUAAUAUUAUUCAUAUUGAUAUUAUUAAUGAUUAUUCAAUUAACUAAUUCAAUUACAAUCAAUAUCAAUGAUACCAAUACUAAUUAUUCUAUUGAUAAUUCAAUCAAUAAUAAUAAAUCAAUAUCCGAUCAAAUGUUAUUAGAAAUUUAUACAACAUGGAUUGAUUUUGCUAAACAUUUUGUUCCUACAGCAUUAUUUGUUGAUCGUUAUGUAACAAUCAUUUAUUAUAUAUUAGGUUUUCCAGGUAAUUUUAUCUCAUUAAUUAUAUGGUCUAAUAAAAAAAUGAUCAAAGAGAAUUCUGCUGCUGUUUAUUUAGCUGCAUUAUCAUUAAAUGAUAUAAUUGUAUUAAUAUUUGCAUUAAAUAGAGAUUUAUCACGUGUAUGGCAAAUACGUGAAUAUUUAUUACCUGGUUCAUGUGAAAUACAAAAUAUUUUAUCACCAGCUGUACAAUAUGCAUCACCAUUAUUUGUACUUGCUUUUACUAUUGAACGUUGGUUAGCUAUAUGUAAACCAUUUUAUAUUGAUAGAAUAUGUAGUUCAAAAAGAGCAAUUUAUAUAUGUAUCAUUAUUAUCAUUAGUACAAUCAUAGUAUGUUCUGGUUAUGCAUAUAUAUUUAUAACAGAAACAAAUACAUGUAGUAAACGACAUAUUAAUCCAUUAAUUAUAAGUGUAUAUUUAUCAUGUUUAGAAGGUGUAUUUGCUGGUGUUGUACCAUUAUUAGUAUUAAUAUUUAAUUGUUUAGUCAUUAAAGAAUUAGCUAAAGUUCAUCAUGCUAAUAAACAAUUAGCUAUUAUGUCAAAUCAUUUAUCAUCAUCAUCAUAUUGUUCAACAUCUCAAUCAAAUAUAAUAAAUAAUAAAAAUUCACCAAAACUUUCAUAUACUACUACUACUACUACUACUACUACUACUCAUAAUAAUAAUAAUAAUAAUAAUAAUAAUCACCAUGGGAAUAAAAUUAAAUUAUAUUUUAAAAAUAUUUUCACUAAGCAACUAUCAUCAAAUUCAAUAAAAUCAAAUAAAAAAAUUAAUAAAACUUCAUUAAUAUCAAAUGAAAAUUCAUUAAAUUUUAUUCCACAAUAUAAUUCAAUCAGUCACAAUAAAUCAAUAAUCAAUGAAAAAUCAAUAAUUUCUAAUCGUAAUAAUAAUAAUGAAUUAAUUCAUAUAAAUUAUAAUGAUUCAUAUAAAGUUUCACAUAAUAAACGUACUAGUCCAAGUUUUAAAUCAACAACAUUAAUGCUUUUAACUGUUAGUUUUUAUACAAUUUUAACAACAUUACUUGGUGGUCUUGUUUAUUUAAUACAUCAAACACAAGAAGAGCCUAAUAUGAAUGCAACAGAAAAAGAAGCUUUAGAAGAUCCUAUUUGGAAUCAAUAUUUCAAAAUGAUUACAAUUAAAGCAUUUGGUGAUGAGAUUGCAUUAUCACAUUAUGCAUUUAGUUUUAUCAUUUAUUAUGCAACUGGAUGUAAUUUUCGUCAACGUGUACAUCAAUUAUGCAAAAAUGUAUUUUAUAAAUUAGGUUGUCGUUGUCAUAAAUUAAUGAAACUUGGUAUAAAUGAAGAAAGUGAUAAUAAUAAUAUACCAUCAAUUACACGUCGUUCACAUAAUCGUUUAUUAACUAAUCAUGAUAGACAAGAUGAUCUGGAUUUUACAAUUCAUACAUCAUCACAAUAUCGUCAAUCAAAAAAAUUGAUUGAUUAUCAAAAAUCAAUUGAAAUGGAUCAAUCUAUAGAAUCAAAGUAA
Schistosoma intercalatum is the source of this 2264-nucleotide messenger RNA. The record is from the annotation of a GenBank genome assembly. NCBI's taxonomy places the organism in Eukaryota, Metazoa, Platyhelminthes, Trematoda, Strigeidida, Schistosomatidae.